Messenger RNA from Scylla paramamosain (green mud crab), 2445 nucleotides. RefSeq lists its product as uncharacterized. NCBI's taxonomy places the organism in Eukaryota, Metazoa, Arthropoda, Malacostraca, Decapoda, Portunidae. The transcript has 5 exons. The record is from RefSeq and is a predicted model, not a curated record. Bases 487 to 1287 code for a protein of 266 amino acids.
CGUUACAAGGUGGAGGUCAUGCAAGAUAUUUAGUCUCGAGGUAGAGGUAGAGGAGCGUGUAGGUGUGGUGGUGGUGGUGGUGGUGUGUACCUCAAGUGAUGGCGUCUGUGUGCUGCGGCCCAGGCUGGCGUGAUAGGCCGUGGCGCGUUGUGCAUGCCAUUGUUCUGAUCUGAGUUACGUGUGGACUUUUUUUCAGGGACUGCAGUGGUUGCUUAACAGAGAGUAAGUGUCCAAAGUAGCGGUGGUCAGUGUCCGGCAGCGGGAGGCUUUUCCCCCUCGGCGUGUCUACCGAGGCGAGGGAGUCUACUACAAUUGUUCAUUAUCGAUCAAGAUAUGGUGCUUCUGACUUACACGAUCAAUAGUGAGUUUCCCUCACCUGGCGCCCCCCUCAUUUCCCCCCUGACACCCUCCCUGCUCCGCACAGGCAACAGUGACGCCUCGCGGCGGUGACGCACUGCUGCUUUCCCCGCACGGGGUCGUUACGCCAUGGCCAAGCUGCUGGAGGGUGGCAGAGAUAGCAAUGUGCGUCAGCGACUCUUACGGCGACACACGGAGGAAGAGCCGUCCGGUCUCCCGAGGGAGCGAGUGAAGCGGUCAACCUCAGCUGGGGAGCGGGGGAAGCAAGAUGGUCUCCGCAAAGGAGAGGACGUCACGUCCUCCCAUCCAUCAUCCCUGGCCGCCUCGCUCUCCUCCCUGGAGGUUAGGGCGCGGCGCCUUGCUUGGUCUGCUAAGGAAUCUGUCACACCCACAUUAAAGACGCCAGCAGAGGGGCGCCCUGCUGACUGUGUGACGCGCCCGUCUCGCCAGAGACCCACUAGUAGCGGCCAGCAUGCCUCUCUUCUCCCUACUGCCCAAACACAGGAGGUCACUAGGGAGACUCCUGAGGCUUGUAAUGAUCUUCAGGCGUAUGCUUGCAUCGGCACUGGCGUGGAGAUCACGAAGAGGGAGCCUGCCGCCAAAGGAAGUCAGGCCCGGCAGGAGCACCACCGACAGCGUUCUGACUCUUGGCCUGAGGUCACUUGGCGGCAGAUAGUCAGACGCGCAUCCCUCACGUCCCUUGGCCACGCUUACAGAAGCAAGUUGGAAGUGGAGCCCUAUGACGGUCUGACCAUCCAAAAGGUACCAAUUCUUACCGGGCCCAGCAAGGGCGAAGCACCGCCGUCGUGUGGUAAUGAGGCGGACGAGGAGAGCGGCGGAGAGGACAGUGAGCGAGCAUCUGCCAGGGCUCCGAGGAUACUGGGCGAAGGGAGGCUCCACCUUCCUUCCCUUCAGCAAACUAUUCACUAAACCCCGACAAGUGGACGAGGAACUGGAGGUGGGGAACUCCUUCCAGCACCUGAGUCAAUCUGAGCGGGAAGUUAUCAGCAGGACGCGGCGAGAACUGAAGCAGCGGCUCACGUCAGCCAGCAGGCGGAGCCGGGACAAGGACGACAAGAUGCAGCUCAGCAUUUUCGUCAGCCCGCCAGCUGACGGCGACCACAGCAGCGGCGGCGAGGAGUUCCGCUCACCAUUCUUUCACACGUCCAUUCCAGUCCAAUCUGAAGAUCAGCACGAAGGCAACAGCCAUUCUCCAGAGGACGCUUACGCGCCGCCACAGCUCGUGGUGAGGAAGGGAGCAAACCAAUCGGUAUUCAGAAAAAGUUCAGGAGGCAGACGAGCUGUGGGAAGGGGAUUCUUCCGCAGACCGCGGCGCCAGGAAGUGACCACCGUGAUGUCCCAAGUGAGCCCCGUCCCCAGCGAUCACGAGUCACGGCCUGAGCACAGCGCUUCCCAGGGCCAGGGCGGAUUGCUACAGGCCAUCCUCACUGACGCUGAAACUUACGCCAUCAGCAGGGAGCACCGCGCCAGUGUGCCGCCCAGAGUGCGGCGCGGCAGGAGGAAGGUUCAUCUACAGGUUCACAUCAAGACGGAGCGAAUCGUGUCGUCUGCGGAGGAUGACGAAGCGGACGGGUCAGAGACAGGCCCCCCGAGGAGCGCCCACGACCAGAGAACAAUGGGCGCGAGGGUGGAAGGGUCGCCUCCCGCCGCUGCCACCGCCCACACGCCGCCCCUCCGCCACCACCACCACCACCAGUACCCACGCCCACAAUACGAAGGAUAAAGGAAAACUGAGCGAAAUUCUAGAGGUAUGCGCCGCCAAGGUGGAGGAGUCCCUGGUGCUGAGUCGCCGUCUGAGCUCAGGAGGCAUCUGGGUUUGCCUCGACACCCUGCAGAGGGGCCUCAUGUCACCCACGGAGUACAGAGUCUACCAGGAACACCUGCAGGAGGAGCGGCAGAGGGAGCAGCAGGAGGAGGAGGAGCAGAGGAAGCAGGAAGAAGAGAAGAAGAGACGUAAAGCUGAUGCAAGGAGGAAUAUUUCUCCUUACAAAUGCUAAGGAAACUUUCAGGAAAAUUUUCACUGCCUUUUUAUUUAGAUUCAGUAAGAAAAUAAUAAAUAAAUAAAUA